AUGGAAACUAUCACUUUUAAUCCCUCAUACGAACCUACAGUAACUGGCAUAGGAUGCCAAAUGGACAUAAAUAUAAAUCCUAAGCAACAGCGAUCAAAUGAUCAGCUCAUGAUACACAAAACCACCAUGUCAAAUUCUGGAGCUUUAUAUUCUACCGAAGCACAAAAGCAAAAUAAUAAUAAUAAUAAUAAUAAUAAUACUGGGAAACCUUCAUGUCAGUUAUUUUCUAGCAAAGAAGGUUUUAUUCAAAAGAGCCUAUCUCAUUAUUCUACUCAAGUUGAAACUUUAUUAUCUGACCCCUCAAUACAGUCUCUGCAAUUAACUCAAUCGUCUCAAUACCCUAGUUUUGAAACUUCCUUCUGGAAAGAGCAAAAUACAUUAUGUUAUUAUGUAGACGCUAAUGGCAUCUGUGUUGCUCGAAGACAAGAUAAUAAUAUGAUCAAUGGUACAAAAUUAUUAAAUGUGACUGGAAUGUCUCGUGGUAAACGUGAUGGUAUAUUAAAGAAUGAAAAAUCCAGAGUUGUCGUUAAAGUGGGACCAAUGCAUUUAAAAGGCGUUUGGAUUACAUUUAAUCGUGCAAAGGAACUCUCUGAGGAAUUCAUGAUAACAGAAUCACUUUAUCCUUUAUUUCUGGAUGAUCCUGUUAUCUAUUUCCAGAAUAUGCAAAUACAAAACUUUAGCAUUCAUUCUGUAUCUUCUAAUCAUACAGAGCAAACUAAAACACAUUCUAAUAAAUUUCAACAAUAUAAUUUUACGCCAUUUCAAAAUGACACUUGUAAUCAAUUAAACCCAAAAAGUUUUAACCUAUCAAUUAUGAAUGAAGCAUGUGAUAUUCAAACACAAAAAAAACAUAAUAUUCCUUCUAAUACAUUCAAUACACCUAUAUCCUCCAACGCAGCCUCACAUUAUUUCCCAGUGAAUGAUACAGCUAGUAAUUCCAACAUACCUGGUCCGGUUAAUAAUCACCCUAUAUAUCCUUCUCCUACCAAUAAUGAUCAUUGCGUUUCAGGCCAUAGUUAUGACCUUCAUCAAAAUAUGUAUAUACUAGAUUCUCAUUAUGAUUUAACAGACUUUACAAGUUCUACCAUGUCAACCCCGAUGACACCCGUUAGCCCCUCAAUAGCCGCUCCUCUUUGUGAAUCUGAAACUCAUAAUUCUGAUCAAACACAUAUUCUAACAGAGAAUAUGGCAUUUACUUCUAAUAUUUAUUUACAGCAAAUACAGCCUUAUACAUAUGAUUCCAUAUAUCCUCCUACUACUACUUAUUUAUAUACAUCAGCCAUCCCAACAAGCAACUUCGUAUCCUCUGCCCCUCCAGAGACGAACAAGAUGAUAUUUCAAUUUGAUAAUUCUAACCUAUUAAUAAGUAAUAAUAUGUUAUUUUAA
Molecule: messenger RNA, 1386 nt
Organism: Cokeromyces recurvatus
Lineage: Eukaryota; Fungi; Mucoromycota; Mucoromycetes; Mucorales; Mucoraceae
Exons: 5
Coding region: 1-1386 (461 amino acids)
Biological process (GO): positive regulation of transcription by RNA polymerase II
Cellular component (GO): nucleus
Molecular function (GO): DNA-binding transcription factor activity; sequence-specific DNA binding
Source: RefSeq, a predicted model, not a curated record